AUGUUUUGGGAGCUUGACGCAAUCGGGAUCAAAGAAGAAGAAACCAAAGCUCUGACUGUGGAAGAAAAUAAGGCUGUGAAGAAAGUGACUGAAACCAUAAAGAUUGACAAUCAGCGUUAUGAAAUUGGAAUUCCCUGGAAAGAUAACGAACCAAAAUUCACUGACAACUAUGAUGUAGCAUUGGCACGACUCGAGAGCCUGGAGAAAUCCUUGAGAAGAAAAGGUGAGGAAGCCAUGGAAGCCUACAACAAGAUAUUUGUCAAAUAUGAAGAAAAGGGUUACAUAAGAAGAGUGACAAAGUCCGAAAGAACAGAUCAAUGGAUACCGCCUCACUUCCCAGUCUUUAGACCCGAUAAGGAGACCACGAAAGUACGAGCGGUUUUCGAUGCAGCUAUGAAGCAUGACGGCAAAAGUCUGAACGCUGCCAUACUGCCAGGCCCCAAGCUCCAAAGAGAAAUCGUUGAUGUUCUUACCCGAUUUCGAAGAGCACCUAUCGCGAUGACAGCGGAUAUCUCGGAAAUGUUUCUACAAGUCAAGUUACGAGACCAAGAUCGUCCGUACCAUAGAUUCUUAUGGAGAAAUUUUGAUUCCAGUAAAGAGCCGACUAUUUACGAGUUUCAACGCCUGUUGUUCGGUAAUACAGCGUCACCCUUUUGUGCCCAGUAUGUGCUCCACUACCAUGCAGAAACUCAUAGUACAAAAUUUCCAGUUGCAGCGGACUCUGUUGACAACUCUAUGUACGUUGACGAUUUGCUAGAUUCCUGUGAAACAACACGAGAUGCCAAGAACUUGCAAACGCCACUAUCAGAUUUGCUCGCCUUGGCAGGGUUCCCACUGCGGAAAUGGGCCUCGAAUAGUGAAGACAUUCUCACCGAUAUUCCCGAAGAAGACACACUUUCCAGUCUGGAGAUCACAAGCCAGGAAGGUUCACCAUCAAAAACCCUCGGAGUCUUGUGGGAUGCAAAAAAAGAUGUCUUUGUAUUUCAUGUCAAGCCACCAGACAAGAAUGAAAUACAUACCAAGAGAAAUGUUCUAAGUACCAUUGCGUCGCUGUAUGACCCACUACAAUUUCUCUCCUCUUUUAUCCUAAGAGCUUAA
This is a messenger RNA of Dendronephthya gigantea, 1098 nucleotides long. RefSeq lists its product as uncharacterized. NCBI's taxonomy places the organism in Eukaryota, Metazoa, Cnidaria, Anthozoa, Malacalcyonacea, Nephtheidae. Bases 1 to 1098 code for a protein of 365 amino acids. The transcript has a single exon. The record is from RefSeq and is a predicted model, not a curated record.